This is a messenger RNA of Coniophora puteana RWD-64-598 SS2, 783 nucleotides long. RefSeq lists its product as uncharacterized. The record is from RefSeq and is a predicted model, not a curated record. NCBI's taxonomy places the organism in Eukaryota, Fungi, Basidiomycota, Agaricomycetes, Boletales, Coniophoraceae. The transcript has 2 exons. The coding region runs from base 289 to 687 and encodes 132 amino acids.
CUUGAGGAGCCCCCAACAUAUCGCCCCCUCCAUAAACGCCAGCCUCGUUCUCGACCUUCAUUUGAGAGGUCUGGGUGUUCUUCUUAUUCUAGACACCCUGGCUGUAUAAAACUCGCUGUUUCCUCCCUUUGACCAUCGCACCGGUUGCAUUGGUUUGCUAUCACUGCUCUCGCACACUCGCUUGAAUACACCGUCGUUUUUUCGCUCUCUCAUCCAAACCCCGGUUAGAGUCACCGACAAGCAGCCUCACAACACCCUCGCUACCAACCGACCGCUCUACAAUUUACCAUGCCUCGUCGUGCUCCCCCUUCUGCCCUCCGCCUCGUUCAAGGUCCCAUCCCGCCACGGUCGCAGCCCAAGCAUGUCAUGCCUUGCCUGCCACCGCCAGCAUUCUGCCCAGAAGAAGCAAUGCCACGCGGGCCGUCGCCUCCGCCGCGCUCGCGUCGGUUUGGUCAGGUUGUGCUGAGAAGCAUGGAGCUUACCCCGCUGGACAUGCCAUUCGACUUUGAAGCAAACAGUUCGCGGACAUCGCUGGCGCUGUCGACGCCAACGUCGUCACCCUCGUCGUCGCCGGUUGGGAUGCGGAUCCGAGGUCCGUGGGAACAUUCGUCGAGUAUAUCGGAGCAGCUGCAGGUGGACAUUGACAGUCUGCUUGCGAUGCCCAAGCCAGCAGCGUAUAUUCCGUGAGGAAUUGUUUAGUAGGAUAGACAUCUGGAAUGUUGUACAGUACGGCCUGGUGCUCAAGAAUGUACAUAUUUGUUGCAAUAUUUAGUAGAAGUGGCG